GGAUCGAGCCCAACUCGCUCGAAGCAUAGGGUUUCGCCUGAACCGCCGAACCACCGUCGCCGCCAUGUACAACGGCAUCGGGCUGCAGACGGCGCGCGGGUCCGGCACGAAUGGGCACGUCCAGACCAACAAGUUCUUCAUCCAGCCCCGGACCGGCGGCCCGCCGCCCAAGGCCCACAGCCACGACGACGGCGCCGCCGGGAUGAGGAAGCUGAACAAGGAGAUCCUGGAGCACGACCGGAGGCGGCAGGUGGAGCUGCGGCUGGUCGAGCUGAGGGACACCCUCGAGGAGCUGGGUUACACGGAAGGCGAGAUCGAGGAGCGCGUCGAGGAGGCGCGCAAGGAGGCCGAGCUGCAGACUGCCGCGCCGCGUCCGGUGGAAGGGUUCACGAGCACGCAGAGCCACCAUGUCGCAGCACGCAAGGAGAAGAAGCUCGAGACGCUGAGGGCUGCUCUUGGGCUAGAUGCUGAGGUUGGACAGAAGAAGAGUUCUCAAGUAGACAAUGAUCCGGAGUCUGGGGAGCUUGUACCUGCGAAGGAUGGAUUCUGAAGAGUGCACUGGACAUUCAUGUUCAGAACGACAGGAAGGCUUUCAAGGGUGGUAAAAAGCGUACAGAAGGAAAGAGGGAAUGACAACAGCACAAGUUGUAGCAAGAGUACGCAUGUGUAUGAUUCAGAAGAUGAUUUUGAGGCUGACCAUGAUGAUGAGAAUAGGGAAAGAAACACAUGAAGAAAUCCUUCUUAGAUGGAGAUGUUGAUUCCGAGAUUGUUCAUAAGAAGGCAACUAUGUAAGCUAUGUAUAUCUAAGAUGUGCUUUUAAUUGUUGGA
Molecule: messenger RNA, 828 nt
Organism: Aegilops tauschii subsp. strangulata
Lineage: Eukaryota; Viridiplantae; Streptophyta; Magnoliopsida; Poales; Poaceae
Product: pre-mRNA-splicing factor CWC21
Cellular component (GO): nucleus
Source: RefSeq, a predicted model, not a curated record